Molecule: messenger RNA, 1453 nt
Organism: Rhododendron vialii
Lineage: Eukaryota; Viridiplantae; Streptophyta; Magnoliopsida; Ericales; Ericaceae
Product: transcription initiation factor IIB-2-like
Exons: 7
Coding region: 94-1008 (304 amino acids)
Biological process (GO): DNA-templated transcription initiation; transcription preinitiation complex assembly
Cellular component (GO): nucleus; transcription preinitiation complex
Molecular function (GO): TBP-class protein binding
Source: RefSeq, a predicted model, not a curated record
UAUCUGGACAAAUCCAAACUGAAGAGAAAAGAACACAAAUUACGCACAUCGAAACAAUUCCAAAAUCAAACACGAAAAAACCCUAGAAAAUUAAUGUCUGAUGUCUACUGCUCGGACUGUAAGCGGGCGACGGAGGUGGUGUUCGAUCACUCUGCCGGCGACACUGUGUGCUCAGAGUGCGGCCUGGUCCUGGAGUCGCACUCUAUCGACGAGACGUCGGAGUGGCGGACCUUCGCCAACGAGUCCGGUGACAACGACCCCGUCCGUGUCGGCGGCCCCACCAACCCACUCCUCGCCGAUGGCGGCCUCUCCACUGUUAUUUCGAAGCCAAACGGCGUUACUUCUGACUUCCUUUCAUCCUCACUUGGCCGCUGGCGGAAUCGCGACCCCGAUCGCUCCCUCAUCUUGGCCUUCAGGACCAUCGCUACCAUGUGCGAUAGGUUGGGCCUGGUUGCAACCAUUAAGGAUCGAGCCAAUGAGAUUUACCAGAAGGUGGAAGAUCAAAAAUCUAGUAGAGGAAGAAACCAGGAUGUCAUUUUGGCUGCUUGCCUGUUCAUAGCUUGUCGGCAAGAGGACAAGCCACGCACUAUUAAGGAAAUCUGCUCUGUAGCCAACGGAGUGACAAUGAAGGAAUUUGGCCAAGCAUAUAAUAAAAUAGUGAACCAACUAAAGCUUGAGAGGGGUCAAUUACAUGCUUGGGAUUUGAUGAGGCGCUUUUGUUCACAUCUUGGUAUGAACAAUCAAGCUGUUAAAGCAGCCCAAGAAGCUGUCCUAAAAUCAGAAGAGUUUGAUAUAAGGAGGACUCCUGUAUCAAUUGCUGCGGCUGUCAUUUACAUUAUAAUGCAACUUUCAGAUGAUAAGAAGCCCCUUAGAGAUGUUUCGAUUGCAACUGGAGUCACGGAAGGGACAAUCAGAAAGUCGUAUAAGGAUCUUUAUCCGCAUAUUUCCAAGAUGAUACCAAGCUGGUACACCAAGGAAGAGGACCUUAAGAACAUAUCAAGUCCUUGAAAAGAUUGAGCAGUGCGGGAAGAGUUGUUUCCAAAUUGGCACGGGAGAUCUUUCUUUUGGAUGUUGUGAUCGUCAUACAAGUUGUAUAAGGAUCUUUGUCCGCAUAUUUCCAAGAUGAUACCAAGCUGGUACACCAAGGAAGAGGACCUUAAGAACAUAUCAAGUCCUUGAAAAGAUUGAGCAGUGCGGGAAGAAUUGUUUCCAAAUUGGCACGGGAGAUCUUUCUUUUGGAUGUCGUGAUCGUCAUACAACCUAGUUCUGUUACCAUGUGGCUGCUGACUUUUUUUAUUUGCCUUUUUGUUGCUUAAUAGUUUGGGGGUGGCAGUACCCAGGGUUGUUACAUAUGUAGACAAACAACUGUAAAAAAAUAAAACCUAAUUAUUCUUUUUCCAAAAUCUCUCUCUGGAUGAUCACCAUAGAGAAAUGAAUGAAGCUUGUUGGCUUA